AUGAACUCAUCUUUGUUCCUUGCGUACGGAGUACUGCUCACAGCAGCAUCAGGCAUCGUGUAUCUUGGAAGUAUGGCAUCUCUGCACACGCCAGUAUCGACAAAAGCGCUGCGAAAGCAGCAGGGACUCAAAGAGACGGACGACGAGGAGGACGACUUGUCUCAGGGCGUGUCGUCUGAAGGUGCAUGGGUAUUUCCACUAUUAGGAAGUAGUGUACUCGUGACACUUUUUCUUGCGUUCAAAUAUCUUGACAAGGACAAAAUUGUCCUGCUUGUCAAUGGAUACUUUGCGCUAGCUGGUAGCUUGGUGAUCCCGUCUGUGCUAAUCCAUCUGUAUAAGAUGGGUCGCGGAGCGCACUCGCUCGAUGCGUGGACAAACCAGGUGCUCUCAUGUAACCUGGACCUUUCCUGGAAAGGCAAUGCAAAGUCCACAUCCCUGAUUGACUUCCACAUGAAAUGGAAUCGGAUGAUGCUGUACUUACUGGGUGUCGUAAUUGCACUCAUGGCUGUCUAUCUGUACACGAAGCACUGGAUUCUUGCGAAUGUCAUUGCUUUCUGCUUUGCUAUCCAGGGCAUGAUGCUCAUUUCUCUUGACACAUUCAAGACAGGUGUAAUUCUUUUGGGUGGUUUGUUUCUCUAUGACAUAUUCUGGGUGUUUGGCAGUUCUAAAUUCGCUGGACAGUCUGUCAUGGUUCAUGUAGCGACAAACUUUGAUGGGCCGAUCAAGAUCCUUUUCCCCCGCAAUGCAUUAGAGGUCUGGUCUGACAUGUCACAGCACGGAUUUUCAAGUGAGGUCGCAUUCAAAUUCUCAUUACUUGGUCUGGGCGACAUUGUUGUUCCAGGUGUUUUUGCAGCUCUUGCACUCGCGUUCGAUCAGCACCAUGCCUCUAUGAAAUCUCCCUCACUCUCGUUCGAUCGUUUUAACUAUCGAUUCAACAAACCAUAUUUCAACGCCUGCUUCGCUGGAUAUGUGCUGGGUCUUAUGAUGACGAUGGGCAUUAUGCAUGUUUUCGAGACGGGUCAACCUGCACUGCUUUACCUUUCGCCCUCAUGUUCGCUGUCUGUUCUGCUCGUUGCAUGGUGUCGAGGCGAGUGGAACGAGCUUUGGUCUUGGGUCAACCCGGCCUCACAGGAACCGGAGAAGCCUGUAUCCAGUGAAGCUGUGAAAAAGCAAGACUAA
This is a messenger RNA of Malassezia globosa CBS 7966, 1179 nucleotides long. RefSeq lists its product as uncharacterized. The transcript has a single exon. NCBI's taxonomy places the organism in Eukaryota, Fungi, Basidiomycota, Malasseziomycetes, Malasseziales, Malasseziaceae. Bases 1 to 1179 code for a protein of 392 amino acids. Gene Ontology annotation, cellular component: membrane; lumenal side of endoplasmic reticulum membrane; cytoplasmic side of endoplasmic reticulum membrane. Gene Ontology annotation, biological process: membrane protein proteolysis. Gene Ontology annotation, molecular function: aspartic endopeptidase activity, intramembrane cleaving. The record is from RefSeq and is a predicted model, not a curated record.